This is a messenger RNA of Trichomycterus rosablanca, 1296 nucleotides long. RefSeq names its product ribosome production factor 2 homolog (gene rpf2). The record is from RefSeq and is a predicted model, not a curated record. NCBI's taxonomy places the organism in Eukaryota, Metazoa, Chordata, Actinopteri, Siluriformes, Trichomycteridae. The transcript is spliced from 10 exons. Gene Ontology annotation, cellular component: nucleolus. Gene Ontology annotation, molecular function: rRNA binding. Gene Ontology annotation, biological process: ribosomal large subunit assembly; maturation of LSU-rRNA from tricistronic rRNA transcript (SSU-rRNA, 5.8S rRNA, LSU-rRNA). The coding region runs from base 63 to 989 and encodes 308 amino acids.
GGGUCUUUCCGGUUUGACUGCGCUGUAGUUCCCACGUGUGUGUGCAGAAAUAAAGAUUAAUAAUGAAGCAGUUAGGCGGGGUGGUGAAGCCGAAGACGAGGCGUUCCAAACGCUUCCUGCAGAACAAAGAGCCCAAACUGACAGAGAACGUCAAGAACACCAUGAUCAUGAAGGGAGGGAACAGCAGUGAGACCGUCACUCAGGCUCUCAAAGAUCUCUAUGCACUAAAGAAACCCAACGCAGUCCUGUACAAAAAGAAGAACAUCAUGAGACCGUUCGAGGAUUCCACCUCACUGGAAUUCUUCUCCAAGAAAUCUGACUGCUCGUUGUUUUUAUUCGGCUCUCACAACAAGAAACGACCCAACAACCUGAUCUUUGGACGAAUGUUUGAUUUCCACGUGUUGGACAUGAUAGAACUCGGGAUUGAGAAGUUCACAUCUCUGAAGGAGGUGAAGAAUGUUAAGUGUGCUGAGGGAACAAAGCCCAUGUUGGUGUUUUCAGGAGAGCUUUUCGACACUGAUAAAGAAUACACACGCCUCAGGAGUGUCCUGACAGAUUUCUUUCGGGGUCCCACUGUACCUGCUGUGCGUCUUGCUGGUCUCGAUCAUGUCCUCCACUUUACUGCUCUGGAUGGAAAGAUCUACCUGCGCAGCUACAGAGUGCUGUUAAAGAAAUCGGGCUGUCGAACACCAAGGAUCGAGCUGGAGGAAAUGGGUCCUUCAUUAGAUCUGGUUCUUAGAAGAACUCAUCUGGCUUCAGACGACCUGUAUAAAACAGCCCUCAGACAGCCUAAAGGAGUCAAGCCCAAGAAGAAAAAGAACAUCUCCCACGAUGCCUUUGGAACGAAGUAUGGCCGGCUGCACAUGCAGAAACAGGACCUGGACAAGCUGCAGACCAGAAAGAUGAAGGGAUUGAGGAAAAGGAAAAGAGACGUCACUGCAGAGAGCGGAGAGACAUCGUCUCAGAAAAAAUCCAAAGCUAAAAAAUAAACGUCUCCAAUUUCAUGAACAUUAACAAACUGUUUUGAAACCCUGAAGCUGCAGAAGUGGGAGGUUCUGACAGGCCUGGUUUAUAUCUGAUGAUACUGGGAUGGGCUCUGGAGAUACUGGAGCUCGUUAUAAAUGAUCCUGUUGUCUGGUGUUCUGGACGUGGCUUUGUGGUCUGUCAGAUCUCUUUCUAAUCACAGUAAGAUGUUCUGCUGUAUGUGUUAUCAAAUAAAGGUUCUUCUAAAUGUUAUUCUGUAAGACGGCCAAACGUCCACCUGAAAACAAAAUAAAUAAAGAUGUUUCAACCGUU